Truncatella angustata is the source of this 2084-nucleotide messenger RNA. Its product is annotated as cytochrome P450. The transcript has 4 exons. NCBI's taxonomy places the organism in Eukaryota, Fungi, Ascomycota, Sordariomycetes, Amphisphaeriales, Sporocadaceae. The coding region runs from base 174 to 1664 and encodes 496 amino acids. The record is from RefSeq and is a predicted model, not a curated record. Gene Ontology annotation, molecular function: oxidoreductase activity, acting on paired donors, with incorporation or reduction of molecular oxygen; monooxygenase activity; iron ion binding.
GUGAUUAUGCGUUAGACUCUCGAGCCUAUAGCACGUUUAUUUAAUACGAGUUUUCGACAGCUUGAGGUUCGGCACUUGCGAUCUUGAAAUAUUUUGGAAUUUCAUCAACAGCAGCUGUUCUCUCAACCAUUCCAGCUAAAUAUAACUCGAUCGCGCGAAGCAAUAUAUUAGAAAUGCCCAGCACGAUGAUUUCAGCUGAAACCCCAAUAGGCUUAUUGGUGGGGCUAGGUGCUAUAGCAUUUGUUAUUAUUCGGUUCUUGAUCAAAAGUACCCGGUCACCUCUCUCAUCUUUACCAGGUCCAUGGUAUUCACGGUUCACGCGUUUAUCUCUAAAACUUCAUAUUCUUACCGGGCGGAGAAUGCACUAUAUUCACGGACUUCACCAAAAAUACGGCUCAAUCGUGCGGAUCGCACCAAAUGAGGUAGCCGUGGCAGACCUGGAGGCAUUUUCGCAGAUCCAUCGGAUCGGAAGUGGCUUCAACAAAUCGAUUUGGUAUGAUUCGAGUAGAAUCGGGUCCGAGAAUGGCGGAGAACCUGGAGUGUUCAGUAUGCGCAAUGCGAAGGACCACGCCAAAAGACGCCGGCUCUUCGCACGCCCUUUCAGCAACUCAGCUUUACGCAGAAACUGGGAAGAUACUGUACGCGCUACAGCCGAGCGUGCCAUUGCCAAGGUCAAGAGUGAGGCACUGCAAGGAGAAGCAGACGUUCUAAAGUGGUGGACUCUGAUGGCUACCGAUGUAAUUGCUCAACUAUCAUUUGGUGACUCGUUCGACAUGGUCGGCCUCGGUCAGAAGAACCACUAUAUCAAGGCAUUGACAAGCGCACUUAUGGGAUCAGGAAUAAGUUGGGAGCUGCCUUGGCUGGCCACUGUUUUGCGUUUGAUCCCGCAUCCGUCCAUUCAACAAGUCUUUAACUCGAACCAAAUCAUUUUUGAAUAUGGCGCGCGGGCCGUAUCAAACUUGCGACAGGCAGGCGGUAGUCAGAAUCUCUUCAGCCAAAUGCUUGCCGAAUCAGAAGCGACCGAGAAGCAACAACUAACGGACCGAAGCGUGAGAUUUGAGGCUUCAAACUUAAUCGUCGCUGGAUCCGACACUACCGCGGUAACGUUAACGUAUCUGCUAUGGGUAGUGCUCAAGCGACCUGAUCUUCAACGCCGACUCGAGGAGGAACUGGAUGCACUUCAGCCUUCGUUCCAGGACGAGGAGCUCGAGCAAUUGCCGUUGCUGAACGCUGUUAUUGAAGAAACGUUACGUCUUUAUGGUGCGGCUCCAGGUACUUUGCCCCGAGUUGUACCAGAAGGCGGGGCGACCCUCGGUGGCUUUUUCAUCCCUGCACAAACUGAAGUAUGCACUCAAGCAUUUACAUUGCACCGAGACGAGAACAUAUUCCCAGAUCCUCUCAAAUUUGACGAGACAAGAUUCAUGCACAGCCAGACGGCACCGCAGAAGUUGGCUUUCCACCCAUUUGGCGCAGGUUCUAGGGUCUGCUUAGGCAUUCACUUGGCACGAAUGGAACUCAGAUUAGCUACCGCACUUUUCUUCAGAGAAUGUCGCGGAGCUCGACUGGCGGCGUCGAUGACCGACGAUGUCAUGGACAUGGAAAACCAUUUCUUGAUUGCGCCACGAGGACACCGCUGCAGUGUCACACUUCUUACACGAAGUUGAGCGAUUGCAUGGUAAGGAAUCUGUUUCAAGAAUCUCUAACACCUCACAAUGAAUAGUCAUAUUACCUAACCUAGUGGCAUCGUUUAUAACAUUUAGCACAAUAAAGCAAAUAUGCAAGCAGGACAAUCUUCUUGUCGAUGCCAUUGUCCUUCUCCUAAAGAGAGCAUUGUCAUGACCGAUAAUGGAGAAUGCGUGUGAAAAUCUGAAUCUCACAUUGUUCGCGACCCCCUUUUUUAAUGCUUGCCCAAGUCUUCAACCGUCACAAUGCCCAACGCUAUUUUCGACAACAUCACAGCUGAUUACGAAGAGGGAAGCCACUGCGACAAGGGGAGGCUGCAGGCCAUUAUCGUACGCCACCCAGUGUCUGGUUGUUCUGGUAAGAUUGAGAUUUUCGCUAAGAACGAAAUUUCUGAGAUCAAG